This is a messenger RNA of Drosophila innubila, 2007 nucleotides long. RefSeq names its product sugar transport protein MST3-like. The transcript is spliced from 4 exons. The coding region runs from base 79 to 1743 and encodes 554 amino acids. Gene Ontology annotation, biological process: transmembrane transport. Gene Ontology annotation, cellular component: membrane. The record is from RefSeq and is a predicted model, not a curated record. Gene Ontology annotation, molecular function: transmembrane transporter activity. NCBI's taxonomy places the organism in Eukaryota, Metazoa, Arthropoda, Insecta, Diptera, Drosophilidae.
GCUAACUGUGGGUACGAGCUUUCAGUUUCCAUCAGUAAGCGGGCAGAACAGGUUCAAAAGUCCGUUAAAAAAUACGAAAUGCAAAACGACAAAUUUAUGCCUCCAGAGGCACCGACUCAUGGAUACCCGGCACAGGGAGAACCACAGCAUGGAUACCCCCAGCAAGGAUACCCACAGCAAGGAUACCCACAGCAAGGAUAUCCUCCGCAAGGAUACCCACAACCAACUUAUCCUGCUCAGAACUAUGCACCACCACCACAGGGCUUCAACCCACCGCCACCACAGCACUACGGGCCACCUCCACAGAUCUAUGUCCCACCACCACCACCACUACAAACACUGCCGCAAGCAACAGUUGUGGUAGCAUCCAACCAGCGGAGCAAACCACAAUCAAACGCUGUGGGCGCAGCUGCACUUAUCUUUAUGUCGGGUGGCAUGAACAUUGCAUGGAGCGUGGGUUUUCGUAGUUUCGCGUAUGCACUUGUACCACAGCAUACAUAUGUAGCCUGGUUUAUUGCCGUCAUCAUUGGAGCAGUAAUAAGUUUUUUUCUCACCAAUAAAGUGCCCAAGAAAAUUGUGCUGGUUGUCUCUUCGCUUCUUGUGUUAAUCGCAGGAAUUACAAGAGCAGCGACUAGGUACAACCUUCAGGCCGUUGAGGCGUGUCUCUAUCUUGAUGGUAUUGCCAAUGGGUUGACCUUUGCCCCAGCAAUGGCGUUGGCCGGAGAGAUAGCAGUGUCUUACAAGCGUGGUUCGAUUACUGCAUCCGUUGAGCAUAUGAGCUACACACUGGGAUUCUUUAUUCAGAUCGUAUAUACCGAAUCCUGGACUGAAGGCAAUGCGUAUUACUAUAACUCCUUUACGUCCGAUCAAAUGCAUGGCGUUCUCUCGGCGAUUUAUGGACUGAUUGCUCUAAUAAUUGCCGCACUCUUUUGCAUUGAAUCUCCAGUGAUCAUGCUGGCCAAUGGACACGAGCAGCAAGCCAUUGAGGCACUGCGUCGUCUGCAGCAGCCAAGCGUUAUCACCACGGAGACAUAUGCCCAAUUGGAGGAGCACAAACGUUAUCUGGCGCACAACAAGUAUCUGUCGAUCUGUGAUAGUCUUGUUCGAGGACUGCCGGCUCUUAUACGACUCAUCAUUUUGCGGGCACUUUGUGCCAUGAGUCUGUCCACCUUUGUCUACUACGCUUUGGUUGUUUCCAUGGUACCCAAUCUUACUGUUCGCUUUUACUGGGAAUUCGUAGUCUUUGGUGCUUGUCGCUGGGUCGGUACGUUAAUAACGAGCUUCUGUUUGGAGUCUGUAGGACGCAAGAAACCAACAUUAAUCGGUCUUCUCGUCAGUGGAGGCCUUGCCUAUGUUAUUGCCUAUAUAUUGAAAGACCUCCCCUAUGGUCCGAUAGAAUCCAUUUUUUACCUUCUCUGCGUCUUUCAGCUCUUUGCCGGCGUUGCCUUUACGGCUUCUUCCGCCUACCUAUCCGAGGCUUUUCCUCUGAAGGUUAAGCAACAUUACAUCGGCUUCACUUUGAUUGCCGAAAUGCUAAUCUACAUUAUCACAACCUGUGGCAAGUACACAAAAGUUGGUCAUUUAUUUUUCUUUUAUUAUUUCGCUGGAUUAUUGCUGAUCAGUUUCGGCAUGGGCAUUCUUUGUCUACCGGAAACACGACGCACCACACUCCGCGAGGCCCAGGACAAGUUCAAGGACAUGAGGGUCAGGCCAUACUUCUGUAGGGGGAUUUCAAUCUGUUAACUGCACUUGAAAAUCGACUAUUGAUUAUUAUAUUUAUCAAUUGCUAAAUGCAUUUUAUGAAGGUUGCAGCUGCAAAGCCUUAAUUGACACUUAUCUGAUAUACUGGCAAAAUUGAAUAGACCUUCAAUGCGUCAGCAUCUGUAAAUAGUUCUGGCAACAAUUAACAAGCAACAACAUAUAAUGGCUUAUAUACAUAUAUUGAUUAAUUUGCAGGUAAUGUACACAGCUAAUGUAUUUAAUGCAAUAAAUUAAGAGUGUAUCUAA